This is a messenger RNA of Sesamum indicum (sesame), 2117 nucleotides long. RefSeq lists its product as uncharacterized. The record is from RefSeq and is a predicted model, not a curated record. Lineage: Eukaryota; Viridiplantae; Streptophyta; Magnoliopsida; Lamiales; Pedaliaceae. Gene Ontology annotation, cellular component: cytosol. Gene Ontology annotation, molecular function: protein-folding chaperone binding.
GCCCACAAAGUCGUGAUCUAGUACCUACAAGAAAACAUAUUUAACAAUGACUUGUGAUUCCAAACGAAAAUCAUCAUGAACCAAUGAGUAAACGUCAUUAUUACUAAUCCAAGAGAAGGAUGUAGAAAUAUCUUAGGAUCAAGAAAGUCAUAAAUCUUGGUCGCAUAGUAGCGAAAUUUCAUGAUUACUUCCCAAUUGGACCGCAGUUUAUCUUGAAUGAAAUCUGCAGCACGAGUACUGGGCCACAAGAGUUUAAUCGCUGUUGUCGCUAAUCCAUUAAUAUCUAAUUUGGGCCCAAUUUAUCCUCACCACUCAUUGCCCGCGGCCCACCCGACCAAAAAAAAGACGUCGUGGAAUACGACGUCGCAUGCUCGUCGUCCAGUCGCCAAAUUGCCACCAGGCGACGCCAAAGGAGAUUCUUUUGUACGUAAGCACACGCUUUUUCCAACACACACGAGAGAUACUCUGUCGGCCGCACUGCUUACGCGCCUGCACGUUCUCGCCCUCCCCUACUCGCCUCUUUCUUUUAAUUCAUACUCCCUUCUCCGUUACAUGCCUGUCACACACAUUCUAUCCUCCCCCAAGUCCCACUCCUGCUUCACCAGAGUUUGAAUUUUGAAUUCCCCAAACCACACACGCCCUCUAAGAUUCUCCCACCGCCCGUCAUUUUAACAGACUUCCUAAAAAUAUCGCUACUUAGCGGAACAUCCGCCUUUCAGCUGCACUGGCAUUCGGUCCCUCCAACGUUGACGACUGUCGUACUCGUCGAAACUCGCCUGCCCCGUUUCCUUUUACACCUAUAUAACCCUUAGGAGCCUUUCAAGAAUCAUCUUUCCUUGCAUUUACAUAUCGUACUCGCGCUGAUCGAUUUCUUGCAGAGAAUAAAGGUACUUUCUUGAAAAUGGGCGUUGAUUACUAUAACAUAUUGAAAGUCUCGAGAAAUGCAACUAUGGAGGAUGUAAAGAAGUCGUACAAGAAGUUGGCAAUGAAAUGGCACCCGGACAAAAAUGCAGUGGACACUAAGGAAGCAGAGGCGAAGUUCAAGCAGAUAAGUGAAGCAUAUGAUGUUUUAAGUGAUCCACAGAAGAGGCAGAUCUAUGAUUUGUACGGGGAAGAAGGACUCAGUUCUGGUCUGUAUCCGCCGCCCAGUUCGAAAGACAAAGAUUCUGGUUACGGCGGAGAAAGAAGGGGUUUUAAGUUUAGUCCGAGGGAUGCGGAGGAUAUGUUUGAGGAGUUCUUUGGUGGACUGGAUGGAGGACAGGGGAAACGCACUGGUGGUGGUGGGAGGUUGAAGAAGGCGGCGGUGAUGGAGGCUAAGUUGCCGUGUAGCUUGGAGGAACUGUACAAGGGGUCGAGGAGGAAGAUGAAGAUAUCAAGAAUCGUCCUUGAUCACUCAGGCAAGCCUAUCACUGUUCAAGAGGUCUUGGCUAUACAUAUUAAACCCGGUUGGAAGAAGGGUACGAAGAUUACAUUUCCAGAGAAAGGGAACCAUGAACCUGGUGCUGCUCCUGGAGACCUAAUCUUUGUUGUAGAUGAGAAGCCACAUCCUACUUUUAAGAGGGACGACAAUGAUCUAGUAAUCAAUCAAAAGAUCUCUCUACUGGAUGCUCUGACAGGCAAGACUGUCAAGAUAACAACCUUAGAUGAAAGAGAUCUGGCUGUCUCAGUAUCAGAUAUUGUCAAACCGGGCCAUGAAAUAGUUAUAAAAAAUGAAGGUAUGCCCAUAUCAAAACAACCUGGUAAAAAUGGAGAUUUGAGGAUCAAGUUUGAUGUCAAGUUUCCUUCAAGGCUUACGGCAGAACAAAAAUCAGAUUUGAGGAGAGUCUUGGGCAGGACAACUGGUUAAUGCGGGUUCAGCCCAACGGUUAUUAUUUGCCAUAAACUCCAGUAUUGCAAGUGCAACUUAGUGUAUAUACUUAAUGUAUUCAGGGUACAAAAGUUCUUGUGCAUAGUAGGAGAAAUACGUUGAGUUGGCUUUUCAAACAUUUGGAAGUAUGUAAGUUAAACUUAGCUACUAUACAAAACCUUUUAGCUGCUAUAUACUUUUGUAGUUUAGUUGAAGAUAAAAAUCUUGUAACUUGCUUGUGUAAAGAUGUUUGUUAACUUUCAUGUUGACC